Molecule: messenger RNA, 955 nt
Organism: Camelina sativa (false flax)
Lineage: Eukaryota; Viridiplantae; Streptophyta; Magnoliopsida; Brassicales; Brassicaceae
Source: RefSeq, a predicted model, not a curated record
UCUUUUCCUUAUUAUCACUUCUUUACUCCGAUUUUGCGAAUUUGCUGCAACCGUACGCUUACGCAGCCUCAUGUGUGUUCUUCACCCUCGUCGUCUCUACCAAAACCCUAAUCCCUAAAUAAAUAAAUAAACCCUAAUUUUCCCGCCAAUGUAUCAAUCCAUAAAUCUCUCCGUUUCUUCUAAUUUCACUCACCGUCACCGACCUCUCCUCGAAUCACGAUUCCCUAUCUUCUCCACCACCACCGGGUUCCGGAAACCCGUCAAUCUAAAGCCUCCACGCGUCUCAUCGGGUCCCGAUUCCAACGAUUCACGUGACAAAGCCUUAACAGAGAAGCUUAUCACGCUUCUCAGAGCUGUCCCUGACUGGGCGGACGAGAUUAAAGAGCGUGGGAUGCAGCAGAAACGCUCACUCUACACGCACGAGAAAUGGGUCGAACACAGGAGCUCUCUCCGCCACGUGCGUCAUCUACUCUCGAGCUUCUCUUCACGCGUUAUACUCUCUCUGAUUCCUCCUGUUUUCUUCUUCACGAGCGUCGCGGUUGUGAUCGCUAGCUAUAACACCGCCGUGGCUUUGGAUUGGCUUCCUGGGAUUUUCCCGAUUCUUCGAUCGUCGUCGUUGCCGUAUCAGCUCACUGCUCCUGCUUUGGCUCUUCUUCUUGUGUUUCGUACGGAGGCUUCGUAUUCGAGGUAUGAAGAAGGAAGGAAAGCUUGGGUUGGGAUCAUUGCUGGAACUAAUGAUUUAGCUAGGCAAGUGAUUUGUUCCGUUGAUAGCUCCGGUGAUGAAUUGAUUAUCAAAGAUUUGCUUCUUCGUUACGUUGCUGCUUUCCCUGUGGCUCUUAAGUCCAUUGUGCAACUUGAAAAUCUGCUGCUAUGCUCCUUUGUGAUGAGUUAUGUCCCAAAAUCUUCAGCGACAUUCCUAAUGCAACCUCAGAUCUUACCCGAUGAGAAUCUAUAA